This is a messenger RNA of Ctenopharyngodon idella (grass carp), 5687 nucleotides long. It is a transcript of the gene cngb3.1, whose product is annotated as cyclic nucleotide gated channel subunit beta 3, tandem duplicate 1. Lineage: Eukaryota; Metazoa; Chordata; Actinopteri; Cypriniformes; Xenocyprididae. Gene Ontology annotation, molecular function: intracellularly cGMP-activated cation channel activity; protein-containing complex binding; intracellularly cAMP-activated cation channel activity. Gene Ontology annotation, cellular component: intracellular cyclic nucleotide activated cation channel complex; plasma membrane; photoreceptor outer segment. The record is from RefSeq and is a predicted model, not a curated record. Gene Ontology annotation, biological process: monoatomic cation transmembrane transport.
UGCAGCACUCUCUAGAGUGAAGUUUUAAGAGACGGAUUGUGACUGGUUGACUGCAAGGCCUGUGAUAGGUCAGUCAAACUGUGGUGAACCAUGGGAAAAAGGCUGUUCCUAAGAAGGAAUUAAUAGGGCUCUAAGAAUUAAUUGAAGCAGGUAGGAGUUCACACAUCAGCGACAGGUGGAUAAGGAGAGUCAAGAGAUAAAUCUGGAUGGGAUUGUGUGCCCGCUGUAGCCAUUGCAGCCAUGUUCAGCACGUUGAAAAUGCUUUUUUGGCCCAGAACUGCGGUAGCAGCAGCUCAGAGCCCUGGACCACCAACACCAGCACCUCCACCGGCUCCAGCUUCAGCUUCAACCCCAGCACCUGCCCCUCCGACAAAGGAGGAAAAGUCAGAUGCAAAGAAAGAUGAAGAAAGAAAAGAUGAUAAAAAGGAAGAGGAAAAGCCUGCUGCUCCGGCUCCAGCUCCUGCUCCGGCUCCAGCUCCUGCACUAGCUCCUGCUCCGGCUCCAGAGGCCCCUAAAACAGAGGCCAAAUCAGCGGAUCCAGCCAAUCCUGGAGAUGGAGCUCCUCCACCACCUCCUCCACCCAUCGUCAUCAACAGAUACUCUGAUGACCAGCUGCGAGACAUCGUGAAGAAACUACGGGAGAGGACGGAGCUUUUUAAAGAGAAAGUUGUAGAUCCCUACGCCUCGUCCCCAGAGCACAGCCCACCCGUCACACCGGUUUAUCGAAAGGAAGACUGGAACAGAAAGCAGGAAGCAGAGAGAAUAAAACGAGAAGAGGCCGAGCAGAAGAAAAAAGAGGAUGAUGCUAAGAAAGCAGCUGCAAAGAAAGAAAAAGAGGAGAAGGAAAAGAAGGAGAAAGAGGAAAAGCUGAAAGCCGAGAAGGAGAAGGCCGAUAAGGAGGCGGCCGAAGCCAUCUGCCCUAAAAUCGAAUGCACAUGCAUAGACACACUUCUCAAACCUUUAGAAGACAAGAUGGACACAUAUUUGGGGACAACCAUCGACCCUUUCACAGAUCGGCAGUAUAUUAAAUGGCUAAGUGUCGUCACACUCGCUUUUAACUAUAAUGUUUGGCUCGCCACGGCACGUUUAUGUUUCCCGUACCACACGCCUGUGGCCAUCCCCUUCUGGAUCUUUUUCGAUAUUCUAGCAGACCUGGUGAACAUCAUAGACAUCACCAUGUUUCAGCCGCGCUUACAGUUUGUGAAAGCAGGAGACAUCAUAAAAGACAGAGUAAUGACAAAACAGAAUUACAGAGAAUCUGCCAGAUUUCAGAUGGACCUGAUAAGCAUCAUACCAUUUGACUUGCUGUGUUUCCAAUUUGGGUUUACAUCAAUCUUUAGGAUAAACCGGUUUAUACGGUAUCAAUUAUUUUUUGAGUUCAGCGAUCGUCUGGAAAGCAUCAUGACUAAGGCGUAUAUCUGGAGAGUUGGACGCACUACUGGAUAUCUGCUCUUCUGUCUCCAUAUCAACUCCUGCCUUUACUAUGUAGCAUCAGAAUAUGAGGGGCUGGGCAGCACUAGAUGGACAUAUGAUGGAAAAGGAAAUGCGUAUCUCCGCUGUUAUUAUUUUGCUACCCGUACGCUGAUCACUAUCGGAGGUCUCCCUGAGCCUCAUACACUCUUUGAGAUCUGCUUCCAGCUGGUGAACUUCUUCACAGGAGUCUUUGUCUUCUCUAGCUUGAUUGGACAGAUGAGAGAUGUCAUUGGAGCAGCUACAGCAGGUCAGACCUACUUCCGCGCCUCGAUGGACUCCUGUGUGGCGUAUAUGAACACCUACACCAUCCCAAAGCUGGUGCAGAACAGAGUGCGCACCUGGUACAACUACACCUGGGACUCCCAGGGCAUGCUGGAUGAGUCUGAGCUACUGGAACAGAUGCCUCUGGUGAUGAGAACAGCCAUCGCUGUGGACGUCAACCUCGCCACCUUCCAGAAGAUCGACCUCUUCAAGGGCUGUGACAACCAGAUGCUGGUGGACAUGUUAUUACGUCUGAAAUCCAUUGUGUACCUGCCAGGAGACUUUGUUUGCAAGAAAGGUGACAUUGGGAGAGAAAUGUACGUUAUUACCGGAGAGGUGCAGGUCAUCGGUGGGCCGGACAAUAAGAUUGUGUUUGUGACGUUGAAAGCAGGCUGUGUGUUCGGGGAGAUCAGUCUCUUACAGUCAGCAAAAGAUGGAGGCAACAGAAGAACAGCAAAUGUAGCGGCUCAUGGAUUCGCUAACCUCUUCGUACUGGAUAAGAAGGAUCUCAAUGACAUCCUGGUCCACUACCCCGAGUCUCAGAAGGUGCUGGCCAAGAAGGGACGGAAACUGAUGAAGGCCAAAGGUAAAACUGCUCCUGUGAAAGAUGAAGGAGAAAGGAAGAAAGGAUUGGCUAUGUUCGGACAAAAACCUCCCACUCCGAAAAUGUUACGUGCUUUUGGAGGCUUUGGGAAAGGAGGUUUACUGGAGAAACUCAGGGCUCAAGCAGCAGCAGAAAAGAAAUAAGAAAUUCAUCCAUCCAUCUCUCCAUCCAUCCAUCUAUCCAUCCAUCCCUUACAUCAUUCAUCCAUCUAUCCAAAAUCAUCCAUCCAUCCAUCACAUCAUCGCCAUUUCAUCAUCCAUCCAUCCAUCCAUCCAUCCAUCCGUCUAUCCAUUUCAUCAUUCACCCAUCCAUCCAUCCAUUUGUCAAUUACAUUAUACAUCUUCCGUUCUCUUACACCAUCCAUCCCUUCAUCCAUCUGUUCAUUUUAUCCAUCCAUUUCAUCCAUCCAUCAUCCAUCCAUUUCAUCCUUCAUCCAUUUGUCAAUUCCAUCCAUCCAUCAUCCAUCCAUCCGUCAAUUGCAUCUAUCUAUCUAUUACAUCCAUCCAUCCGUCAAUCCGUUUCAUCAUUCAUCCAUCCAUCCAUCCAUCAAUCCAUCCAUUUUAUCAUUCACCCAUCCAUCCAUCCAUCCAUCCAUCCAUUCAUCCAUCCAUCCAUCCAUCCAUUAUAUAAAUCAUCCAUCCAUCUAUCCAUCCAUUACAUCAUCCAUCUAUAACAUCCAUCAAUCCAUCCACCAUUUCACCAUCCAUCCAUCCAUCCAUCACAUCAUCACCAUUUCAUCAUCCAUUCGUCCAUUUCAUCAUUCAUCCAUCCGUCUAUCCAUUUCAACAUUCACCCAUCCAUCCGUUCAUUUCAUCAUUCAUCCAUUUAUCCAUUCAUCCAUUUGUCAAUUCCAUCUAUCUAUUACAUCCAUCCAUCCAUCCGUUUCAUCAUUCAUCCGUCUAUCCAUCCAUUACAUCAUCCAUCUAUAACAUUCAUCAAUCCAUCCACCAUUUCAUCAUCCAUCCAUCCAUUACAUCAUUGCCAUUUCAUCAUCCAUCCAUCCAUUUGUCAAUUACAUCAUUCAUUCAUACAUCCAUGACAUCCAUUCAUUCAUUUCUUCAGUGCAUCAAUCUAUCCAUUAUUUACUUCAUCCAUCUAUAGCAUUCAUCAAUCCAUCUGACCAUUUCAUCAUUCAUCCAUUCAUCCAUUACUUUAUCAACUUUAUCAAUCAUCCAUCCAUCUCUCAAUUAUCUCUCUCCUCUGUUGUUUCAUUCUUGGAUUCAGAAAUACAUAUAUAUGAUAAAAAUGACUGUAUGUUUUUGAUUUAACGUUGGUUUAGUGACACUCUUUUCAACUGUAAUUUUGGACAUGUUACUCAACCAGAUCAACACUUUAAGCAGUGUCAUGGUGGAUGGGCCUUUAUACACUGUAAAUACAUCAUGUUUUUCAUAAAAAAAUAAAAAUAUUGCUAACACUUUACAUUAAGGUUCCCUUCGUAAAGGGUUUAUAAAGGUGUUUGUUAAUGACUAAUAACUCAUUUACAAAUGGAUUUUAAGUUGUUCAUAAGCAGAUUAAUUAACAUAUUGCUGCAGUAAUCAAAAUUCUUAUUUAGCCUAUCUCAGCCCAGUUAUUAACACAUUUUAAACUCUGUUUCAUCACAUUCUAGGGUUACUAUUAUACAUUAAAACCCUUAUACACCUCUCAUAGGAAUACUGAGAUAAAAGACAAAAAGAAAAAAAGAAAAUACAACCAUCAACGUAUUUCAAAAAUGUUACUUUAUUGUAACAUAUAUAAUAAUAUUGUUAUAUUAGUGCAACCAGUAUUUAAAACAUCAAUACUGUAAUUUAUUUGUAACAUUUGAACUUUUAAUAUUAAAAUAUUCACUGUAACUUUGUCAUUGCUACAUUUUAGUGCAGCCUUCCCUAACAACUGCAAUUGAAUAAUUCAUUCAGUAUUAUCCCACUGGUCACUAUUGUUGACUUCGACAUGUCAACUCAUUCAAUGACCACACUCAAGAAAACUGAAUAAUUGUGAAUACGUAUAUUAAUACUACACACCUUAAAGAUAAUGUGUACCAAAAAUCUUUGUCAUAUCUUUAUGUUAAAAUACUUUAAUAACCUUUUGUUUUGGAGCUUUGAUGCAGCCAUCAUCUUCUGAUGGUGCAAACAAGAAUUAAACUGCUCUGGUCAUGUGACAAUUUGCACUAACCAUGUGAAACUGCACAUAUUUUGUUUUUUCCAUAUUUGCAGGAAAUGCACUAAAACACCAGUCAGUAACAUUUUUAGAGCUUUACAAAUUAAAACUUUCUUUACGGUCACUAUUGUGACCAGUGGGAAUAAAUGGUUCACAGGACUUCACUUUACAUUAAGGUUCACGUUCACAGGUUAUUAAUGUUUAUAAAAUCAGUUUUUAUACAUUCCUCUGAAUAGGCAUCAUGACCUUUUUGCAGAGUAUCAUGGGUAAUGCACAGAGUCUGAUGAGCAACAGUGAGAAAAGUGACAUGUCAUGAGAUAUUAUUGAGAAAACCACAAAUAAAUCACCCUUCAAACUAAACAAGGGAACUAAUGAGUAAAUUAAUGGAACACAGCUAGAAACAAAUUAACUAAUUAACUGACAGACAGAAACUAGGUCACGGAAAACAAAGCAAUAAAGACAGACACAAAAACACACUGAACAUGUGACAAUAGCUUUAAUUAAAAUACAAUUAAUAUUAUGUAAUGCAUUUCUCCCUGCACUAAUUGCACACAAUGGGCUGGUACAGACAUUGUGAUUAAAUGUAAAACGAAAAUGCAUCUUAUACUGAUCGGAAAAGCUGAUUAUGUUUUCAUAUUGUUGUUGUUAUUAUUAUUAUUAUUAUUAUUAUUGUAUUCAUGCAUUGUGAAUUCAGGCACAUGACUGAACCACUGAGACCCAUCUAUGACUUUCAUCUAUACAUGCAGAUUGAGAUCUGAGCACCAUUUCUCAGUGUGUAUAGUUUUAAGUGCAUUCUGGUCAAACUUGACACGCAAGUUGCUACAUGAUCUUAAUAAAAUGAAAUCAAACAUAAAGGCACAUUUUGUUUUGUAUAGGAACUGUAACUUAAUCAUUCAGGCACAUUAACAUGAUCAAUUUAACAUUAUGCAUAAGAUAUGACAAAAUGGCUUUGCAAAGCACUGAUUAAAAAUUCAUAUACAGAUUAAAAAAACACAUGAUGUACAGAAAAGCGUUAUGAUAAUGACAUGAAAAUAUAAAGACUGUAAACAAUUUUGUAAGGAGUAAGUGAGAAUCUUACUGUAAAUGUCUUCAUUUACAGUAAGAUACUUAGAUUUACAAACAAGAUCCAUAAUAGACCAUUUCAAGAUCAUUUGGCACAUGAAAACAUAAAAAUAAAAAAAUAUUUAUUUACAAGUUAACUAAUUUAAAACAAAAA